Colletotrichum gloeosporioides is the source of this 1086-nucleotide messenger RNA. Its product is annotated as Transcriptional activator protein UGA3. Gene Ontology annotation, molecular function: zinc ion binding; transcription cis-regulatory region binding; DNA-binding transcription factor activity, RNA polymerase II-specific. NCBI's taxonomy places the organism in Eukaryota, Fungi, Ascomycota, Sordariomycetes, Glomerellales, Glomerellaceae. The record is from RefSeq and is a predicted model, not a curated record. The transcript is spliced from 2 exons. Gene Ontology annotation, cellular component: nucleus. Gene Ontology annotation, biological process: positive regulation of transcription by RNA polymerase II. Bases 1 to 1086 code for a protein of 361 amino acids.
AUGUUCCCCAGAAAUUCAUCGAUAACACGACAUAACGGCAGCGUCUACGAUCAACCGAACCACUCUGCAAUGCUCCAACAAUCGACUCCGACUUCAAAGGGCAGGCGAUCGUCAGCCGGUUGUAUAGGCUGUAGGUUACGUUGUAAGAAGUGCAGCGAGGAGAAGCCGCAUUGUACCAACUGCUUGCGCAACGCCAUCCUGUGCACAUGGCCCGAAGUUGGCAACAGGGAACACGCCCAACUCUUGCGGAGAACGAAUCCCACUCGUGGGCGCUCGAGAUCUUCCAAGUCGGGUCGUACAAUAACAGAUUCGCGAGUUGUAUGGUUACAAUCAGCCGCCGUCGUUUCCAAAGACGAUCAAGGGGACCAUGAAAGGACUCUGACCGAGAUUCUGGGGAGUCUUCGUCGAUCCAUCGAUCUCGAUUUCGUCUCAUCAAGGGGGCCCAUGAGAGCCCCGGAGUCUCGCAGUCUUUUCCAUCACUAUGUCCAUCGCACGAACAAAGUCAUGGCCGUGUGUCAGGGCAACAAGAACCCAUUUCUGGCGGAGCUCAUACCCAUGGCCAUGUCGAACGAUCUAAUUCUGCAUGCCUUGCUGCCACUAAGUGGUGUUCAUCAAGCGGAUCUAUCUGGAUUUCCAGUUGACCAUUUGACAUGGGUACACUACGGCCAGGCAAUCCAGUGCCAGAAGUUCGGGCUGACUUUGAUGGCUCAAGGGGACAAAGAGCCUCUUGUGCCGCUUUUGGUAACCGCCAUCAUUCUAUGUGCUACCGAGACAUUCAGACUCAAUGCAGGAGCUCAAGCCUUGUCUCAUCUGAAAGCCGUUCGCGUGCUUCUUCAUGAGGCAUCAAGCCUGUCCAACUCUCAACUCGGGCCCGAGACUCGAGCUUUCCUCAAGGAAAGAUGCGCAUACAUCAUGACUCUUGCGCACAUCAGCAUGGGGCAGGAAUCAGACCAAUGGGUGCAGGACGAUAUUCCGCAGCUUUUCCCAAUGUCAGAAGCCGAGCCAGAAAGUCAGUUCAUGUCUGGCUGUGUGCACCAGCUUUUCGGCCUCGUUCCUAUAGUGUCGGUGGUUGCUCGGAGGGCAUGA